Molecule: messenger RNA, 1401 nt
Organism: Necator americanus (New World hookworm)
Lineage: Eukaryota; Metazoa; Nematoda; Chromadorea; Rhabditida; Ancylostomatidae
Exons: 11
Coding region: 1-1401 (466 amino acids)
Biological process (GO): signal transduction; protein phosphorylation
Cellular component (GO): cytoplasm
Molecular function (GO): protein binding; protein kinase activity; ATP binding
Source: RefSeq, a predicted model, not a curated record
AUGGCUCUCUCCUCACACUAUCACGAGCACAAGCCAAAUGUGCCAAUCAUUAUGGAAGAUGUGUUCGGCUGGGUUCGCGAGGGAAAUGCCUUUCAAGUCCGAGUCUGGCUUGACGAUCAUGAGCACGACCUUAAUGUCGGCGAUGAUCACGCAUUCUCUUUGCUUCACUGGGCUUCGAAAGAAGGACAUGUUUCUAUUGCUGAGAUGUUGUUGUCCAGGGGAGCACGAGUGAACGCUACAAACAUGGGCGACGACACUAGCCUUCAUUUGGCUGCGGCUCACGGCCACAGGCCUAUCGCUGUUAAACUUCUUGCUCGCAAAGCUGAUGUACACGCGACCAACGAACACGGUAUGACGCCGCUGCACUACGCCUGCUACUGGGGAUACGAGCAGAUUGCCGAGGAUUUAAUCAUUUCCGGAGCUCAGAUUGGAGCGUGCAAUAAGCGAGGUCAAACUCCUAUGGACGUGUGUCAAGGACCGAGUCGACAAGCUAUCGCUGAAAUAGCCAUCGAAAACGGGCAAAAUCCAAAUGAACGAAUACCGUUCAAGGAUCAGACUUGGAAAGGCACUAAAUCCCGUACACGAGAUGCGACGUUGUCCAGAUACACGGGAGUCGACGUGUCUUCGCUGAAUCUUAUCACGAAGAUCGCAGAAUCUCAUUCGGGGGAACUUUGGCGUGGUAAAUGGCAAGGUAACGACAUAGUGGCACGCAUACUCGCUUUACACGAAGUCACUCCAAGGAUCUCUCGUGAUUUCCAGACUGAGUUCCCAGCACUCAGAAUCUUCGCCCAUACGAACAUCUGCCCUGUAUUGGCGGCGGCGAAUCAACCUCCGAACCUCGUUGUCAUAAGUCAGUACAUGCCUUUCGGCAGUCUUUACAAUGUGCUUCAUGAACAAAGUUCUGUGGUUAUCGACCAUAGCCAAGCUAUUCGUUUCGCCGUGGACAUCGCUCGAGGAAUGUCGUACUUGCACAGUCUUGAUCCCUCUAUCCUCAGGUUCUACUUGUCGUCAAAACACGUUGUUGUUGAUGAAGAGUUGACUGCGAAGCUCUCAAUGGCAGACACCAAGUUUUCUUUCCAGGAAGUAGGAAGGUUGUAUUCUCCUGCCUGGAUGAGCCCAGAAGCCCUCCAACGAGACCCUGAAGAUCUUAAUAUUCGGGCAGCCGACAUGUGGAGUUUCGGCAUUAUGUUGUGGGAGUUGAACACCAGGGAAGUGCCGUUUUCGGACCUCCCUCCUAUGGAGUGUGGAAUGAAGAUAGCACUCGAAGGACUGCGAGUUCAGAUUCCACCUGGUAUUGCGAGAAAUAUGAGUCGACUGAUGAACAUUUGUCUCAAUGAAGACCCGGGCAGGAGACCAAACUUUGAUCAAAUAAUACCUAUACUUGAAAAGAUGUCACAAUGA